AUGGAUGGUCUGAAUCAAAAGGCUCUUGAAGAUAAAUGGUUUAGCAGUGUGUUAAGCAAAAAAAGAUCAGCAGAAGCAAGACUUCAUCGUAAACGUCAACUUCAAUCCAAGAGAGCAAAGAAAUUGAAUGGACUGCAGAAGGAGAAUGUAGGAAAGACUACCCCAAUUAGUAGUCAUGAUAAUGCUCAUGCAAGAAUUCCAUUUUCUACCAUCUCUCAGAACAUUCCAAGUUCCAGCAAUUCGGUUAUAACAACUUUGCAGAAAACUCAUGCUUCCUCAGUGAUCAGCAGUCUUGCAAAUUCGUUGAAUAAAAAACGUCCAAGAGUGGUUACAUGCAGAAACAUCAAUAUGAGAGGGACGAAUUUAAAGAAUAGAUUUGAUAACGUUGUUGGUGAAUGUGGUUCUACAUCUUCAAAAAACUCUCCAUUACAUACUAUUGAAAUCAAUGAACUUUUUGAAGAUGACAACGAAGAGGAUAAUAUGCAUGAUGAUUCGUCAGAGAGUUGGAGUUCAGACGACAGCAUGGUUAUGGACGAAGAUGAAGAAGAUAUGGACAAUCAAGCUGUAAUGGUCAAUGCACUACCAUCAGGAGAUUUUUACGACAUAGGUGAUCCAGUGUUUGAAUGUCCAAAAUGUGGUGCAAACAUGUGGUAUUUAGAAAGGAAGACCAAGUGUCGGCAAACAUUAAGUCCUAAGUUCACAAUGUGUUGCGGGGAUGGUAAAGUUCAAAUUCCUCUGUUGAGAGAACCUCCACCGGUGUUACAGAAACUGCUGUUUGACCAAACAAACCCUGAAUCAAAACUAUUUCAACAACAAAUACGUCUUUUCAACAUGAUGUUUGCAUUUACGUCUCCGGGUGCUAAAAUGGACAACCGUUUUAACAAUGGUAGAGGUCCUCCAAAUUACCGAAUUCAAGGACAAUCAUGUCAUCGUAUAGGUAGCAUGUUACCAUUGCCAGGACAAAAUCCCCGAUUUGCACAACUCUAUAUAUAUGAUACUGAACAUGAAAUACAGCAUAGAGUAAACGGAUUCAAGACAAAAGACGGAAUAGAUCUUGACAUAGUGAAAAAACUCUCUUCUAUGUUAUAUCAACACAAUGUUCAUGCCCAGAGUUUUAAGAUGGCAAGGGAUAUACUUUCCGAAGGCAAUGUUUCUGACCUAAAGCUCCGUCUUAUUUCCGAGCGACGCACCGAUGGAAGAAUUUAUAAUCAACCAACUGUUUCUGAAGUUGCUGCUCUAAUUGUUGGUGAUGUUGACACUGCUGAGAAGAGGGACAUAAUAAUGCACAAACAGACUGGACAACUUCAAAGAAUAGAUGAAUACCAUACAUCAUAUUUGGGAUUUCAAUAUCCAUUGCUUUUCCCUUAUGGCGAAGAUGGUUACAGGCCGAACAUUAGACAUCGUAAUCAAGAUUCCAACAAUAGACGUAACUCAGAAUCAAUGACUGGAGUAGCCGACAACGAGGAUGUUCCGUGGGAGCAAACAAAUAAAAGAAAUAGACUCACAAUUAGAGAGUGGUUUGCAUUUCGUAUUCAAGCCAGAAAGAAUGAGGCCCAAACGGUUAUCAGAUCAAGAAGGUUAUUUCAACAGUUUUUGGUUGAUGGUUAUACAAUGAUGGAAUCUGAGAGACUUCGAUGGUUAAGAAAAAAUCAAUCUAAACUUCGGGUUGGAAAGUAUAACUAUCUAACAGAUAUCAGAACCAAUGGACAUACCGAUGGUGCAAACACAGGGAAAAGAGUUGUCCUUCCAUCGUCCUAUGUUGGUAGUCGCAGAUACAUGGAUCAACUUUACUUUGAUGGAAUGGCAAUAUGUAGUUAUGUUGGAUUUCCCGAUCUAUUCAUAACGUUUACGUGUAAUCCAAACUGGCCGGAAUUGAAACGUGUACUUGCUUCUAAUAAUUUGACACCAGCAGAUCGGCCGGACCUCAUCACGAGAAUAUUUAAGAUGAAAUUCGAUGAGUUACUGUCAGAUUUGACAAAAAAAAGUUGUAUGGGCAAAGUUCUUGCGUAUAUGUACACAAUUGAGUUUCAGAAAAAAGGCCUUCCCCACGCUCAUAUUUUGAUAUUUCUACAUCCAUCCAGCAAAUAUCCAACACCUGCUGAUAUUGACCGUAUUAUAUCUGCCGAAAUUCCGAACAAGGACACCGACGGAGACUUAUAUAACUUGGUAAAAAGUCACAUGAUUCACGGACCAUGCGGAAACGCAAACCGGUCUUUGCAAUGCAUGAAGGAUGGUAAAUGUUCCAAAUACUUUCCUAAAGACUUUCGGGCUGAGACAGUCGUCGAUCAAGAUGGUUAUCCGGUUUACAGAAGAAGGGACAACGGUCACACUGUCAUUAGGAAUGGUAUAGAGGUUGACAAUAGAUUUGUUGUUCCUUACAAUGCAAAAUUGUUGUUGAAGUUCAGAACUCAUAUUAAUAUGGAAUGGUGCAAUCAAAGCACAUCCAUAAAAUAUUUGUUUAAAUACAUCAACAAAGGCUAUGAUCGAAUAACUGCUGCAAUUGUCAUGAAUGAAAAUGGAUGUCCUAUUGAGCGUCAAGAUGUUGAUGAAAUCAAGCAGUAUAUUGACUGUAGGUAUGUUUCUCCAAGUGAAGCAUCUUGGAGGAUUUAUGGUUUCCCCAUUCAUGGAAGGAAACCAGCUGUGGAAAGAUUACACUUCCAUUGCGAAGGUCAACAUUCAGUCUACUAUACUGACAUCAGCAAUGUUUCCAAUGUCCUUGAGAAACCAAGUGUAACUGAAUCGAUGUUUACGGCAUGGUUUGAAGCUAAUCAGAAAUACACCGAAGCUCAAUAG
Messenger RNA from Vicia villosa (hairy vetch), 2793 nucleotides. RefSeq lists its product as uncharacterized. The record is from RefSeq and is a predicted model, not a curated record. The transcript is spliced from 5 exons. Lineage: Eukaryota; Viridiplantae; Streptophyta; Magnoliopsida; Fabales; Fabaceae. The coding region runs from base 1 to 2793 and encodes 930 amino acids.